AUGCCUCCUCCCAUUGGUUUGAUCAUUAACUUGCUUAGAGACCCACAGGUGUCCAACAAGGCCAUAUUGAACUUUGUAGUUCAACAAUUGGAAGCUAUAGGCUACACCAAGAUUCUAUCUGCGAUUCUUGGUGCGGCCAUGGUGGGAGUUUCGCUGGGGAUCAAAAUUCCGCAGAUUAAGAAAAUAGUUUCUCCUUCUAAGUUGGAGCACAGAGUGUCUUUGGCGCUGGGCCUUUCUCGCGACUCUGUUCGGCUCGAAACUUUGGCGCAAUUCAUUCAUGUCACGUACAAUAAACAAGAGGGCAACGCUUUUGUCAACUAUGGUGAAUCGCUCAUGGUGGCACUCCAGAACAUUGCUCUUCUUUUGUUGUUAGAGUACUAUCGUUUGCGUAAAGAGGAGAGCACAUUGAAUGUCCUUGGAGAAAAGGCGAAGAGAAGAGAGGCUUUGAAAGCACUUGUACGCCCAGCCACCCAGAUACUUGCGUUGGUCUUUCUCAUUACUCGUGUUGCUCCCCGGAGAUUGAUUCUGACAUUACAGGUGCUGAUCAUUCCUCUUGGAAUUGCCGGAAAGUUUGCUCAAAUACGCAGAAAUGCAAGAUUGCAAUCGACGGCAAGUUUAUCCCAUGUAACAGUGGGAGCCAAUGUUAUUGGGUCACUUAUUCGCGUUUUCACUACGCUUUCAAGUUACAAAAAGGGUAGAGGAAGAGAUAAAGUGUUGCUUGCAGGCUACCUGGCCUCUUUUGUAAUGAAUGCAAUUUUGGCAGGCCAGAUGAUUCAAUACAAGGGAGAGGCGGAAGGAAAUCAGAAGACAGAGAAGGUUGAAUAG
Messenger RNA from Clavispora lusitaniae ATCC 42720, 825 nucleotides. RefSeq lists its product as uncharacterized. Lineage: Eukaryota; Fungi; Ascomycota; Pichiomycetes; Serinales; Metschnikowiaceae. The record is from RefSeq and is a predicted model, not a curated record.